CGUCCGCCUCGCCCCGCCCCGCCCCGCCCGGUGGUGACUUGUCUGGUGUGUCGUCUUCCCCGCGGCAAGCCAAGCCAAGCCAGCGAUCGGCCGCCUGGUCCAAUCCUCAGCCCGCUUUCACCGCUCCCUCCUCCACCGCCUCUCUGUCCUUGCCCUCUUCUCCCGCUGCAACCACCUCUCCCAACCCUAGCUCCUCUCCUCCCCUUCGGGGCGGCCACGGCUUUCGGAGCCGGAGCCGCAACUCCUGCCCAUGGCGCAGAUCGAGCCCGUGUUUGACCAAGGAAUGGAUCCAUUUCUUGCUAGGCUGACCAUACCAGCAGCCAACACUAGCCAAUCCCGAUGCACACCUCACAAUGGUUUGUCCUUGCUCAAUCGGCCUUCUCUCGACACACCCUCGUCUUUGGAAGGUUCACCAGUGCCACCACCGCCAUCCUUGUUCUCCUGCAAUUGCAGCUGUGAUAUCGGAAGCAACUUUGAGGCGUUUGCAACUGUAAUGUCGCGGCUACACCAACACCUUCUGGAUGCAGAUGUAGAGAUCAACUACACAGACUACUUAGAUUUGAUGAAACUGGAAGUCGAUCAACAGCUUAAUAGGCUCAAGGAGGAUAUGAUGCUCUUGAGAAGCCAGAACUUUGUUCAUGACAGUGAUGCAGAUGUUUCAUGCCCUGUGAUAUGCCAUCAUGGAAAGCCAAUAGUAGAGAUAGAUGAGGUGUUCAAUGACCUUAAGCUACUCUUGAUACUGGUGUUCCGGCAAAUUAAGGACAUGUUGAGCCUGUUCAACGCUUCAAUUCACGAUCUUCAGUGGGAGCAUGACUUGCAAUUAGAGGUCACCGGCAUUAUGAUUGGAGACUGUAUCAGAACUCUUGAGGAUGAGCUAGAGAGGAGGUUUUUUGAACAAAGUUCCAUUGUUAACAAUCUAAGGGAGAACCGGAAGGAAACUGUGGUUCAGUGCGGUGCAAUCCGUCAAGAGUUGAUGUCUAUUUCGGAUAUGCUGUUACCUUCAGAAGAUGAAUCACAUAGUCCCCGCAGUAAGCAUGAAAAUCUGGGUAACAGGAGUAACAGAUGGAAAUACAAUCUCUUAAGAAAGAAAACAGGGGAGGAACACUCUGCAUCUUCCAGUGUGGAAACCAAGAAGUCUGCAACACAGAGAUCUGUAAGUCCCAGAGAAGUAAUUUCUGAAAAAUCCGACUUUCGGCAUCUCAAGGGUUCAACUGGGGAAGAAAUCAUAAACUACUUCAGAUCUGAGAUUAGUAAAUUAAAGAGGUUGCAUGAAUUGUACUUACAAGAUAAAACGGAAGAGCUGUUCAAAUUCAAACGAGAGAAGGCGUCAUUAGAUCUUAAGCAUGAUCUAGAAUUUGAGCAUCUAAGAAAGAAAGUUCCUGACAUCAUUUCAAGGGUUGACACAAUCAUUGCUAGUACCAUAAAGGCACCUACAGUUUGCAGCACUAGCGAGGCACUUGAGGAAAAUUGCAGAUUGGAUAAUAAAAUUGAUUCAUUGUACCUUGAAAACCAGCACCUUAGAGGUUUGCUUGCAGAAAAGAUGAAUGAUAUUAAGGAAUUAUCGUGCCAGAUAUCUGAUGCCAGGAGGGAAAUAUCACUUCGAUUGUCACUUGAAGAACAAAUUAUGAGACAAGUCGGCAUCAUUAAAGGAGACUAUGAGGAUCUCUAUGUUGAAAGCACUAUUAGAGAUGAAGUAUACCGAACUGUGACAAGAAAUUUUGUUGAUGACUGUAGGACCAGCAUGGAAGAUGCCUCACGGAAUUCUCAAGCAGAAGUGUCCUCACUUGAAGCUAAACUCUCAGAAAGGGAGAAGGCAUUGCGUUUAGCUAAUGAAGAAAAUCAGAAGCUAACAGAAAAGUUGUUGUUACUAGAAAAGGAACACUUCAUUGAAAAUAAUCAUGAAAAUCCAGAGCUAACCAAGCAAGAGAGUGAUGAAAUGAUACUUCGUGAUAUCGAGAUGGAGCCUCAUGUAUCAGCAAGAUCAUACGAGAGUUGUGAGCAGAGUAUGGAGGAUAAGGAGCUCGUCAAACUGAGCCAGACUACAGAGAUUGCCUCAACUACCUUACAUGAAGUUGAAACAAAAAAGUUGGAAUACAAUGGGUUUCUAGGCAAAAAUGAGCACAUAAUACAACUAGAUUUCAUUAUGGUAUCUAUUAUGGAUUUAUCAAAAGAAUUUGUGGAGAUUGAACAUAAAAUUUCAGGAGACAUCAAAGGAAAUGAGAAAAGAUCAGAUGAUCUGAGGGAUCAAUGCAACCAUGUGGUUCAACAGGCAAUAGUACUAACAAAGAAGGGCCUCUCAUAUAAGCAAAUGCUAGACCGAAGACGGUCCGAGCUUCGAAAAGCUGAAGCUGAGGUUGACAUUUUGGAAAACAAGGUUACUGCACUCCUAAGUAUUGCGCAAAAGAUAUAUGUGACUCUCGAGCAUUAUUCUCCCGUCUUUCAGCAGUAUCCUGGGUUACUGGGUGCUUUCUUGAAGACAUGCAAGCUUGUUGCAGGUCUAAGGAAUAAACAAAAGGAUGACUUACAAGAUACAACAUAAGUUGGAGCUGCUAGGGAAUCAGACUAUGGAGACAAGGUGCUUUCCUAGGUCCGAUUGACGGCUCGACCUCCCGAGGCAGGGGAUGCCUUCGUGGACUGGUGGCUGGCUACUUGCCUCUCACUCCAGACCUCGGCCCGAAAGGGCACAUACUGCCAUCAUGCUGGUGGCUUGGUGCAUCUAGAAGCACCACAAUGCAGUCAUCUUCAUCAGCGCCCAACUCAUCCUAUCUAGCCUUCUUGACACAAUUAGGAUGGAAGCCAGACAUUGGGUGAUGGUGGGCGCGAGCGGCCUAGCUGCAUUGCUCUCGACUGUUUAUACGGCUGGUGUUUAGUGGUGUUGUGUUGUAACAACGGGUGUGCUCGUCUGUUUUCCUGUAUAAACUCUUCUUCUAUCAAUGAAUCCAAAGACAAGGCUUUUGUGCUUUCUCGAAGAACCCCCCC
Molecule: messenger RNA, 2979 nt
Organism: Triticum urartu
Lineage: Eukaryota; Viridiplantae; Streptophyta; Magnoliopsida; Poales; Poaceae
Product: WPP domain-associated protein
Source: RefSeq, a predicted model, not a curated record